AGUCUACAAUGGCAAACCAAUAUUGAAAAAAGUGAUUCAAGCAGCUGUCUUUAUAUAGAAGGCAGAAGGAUCCUUUGAUCAUCCACUGUCUGAAGUCCCAAGAACAGAGCAACUCCCAAAUCUCCCAUUCCAUGGCUGGAAUCUCUCCAAUCUCCCCCACCCACUUCCUCUUUCUCUCUUUCCUCCUCUUCUCCGCCAUAGCUUUGGCUAUAGCCGAAGAUGAAAACUCCUUUGCAAGAACAGUGAACAGGAAACGUCUGGGUCUUAGAAAAGAAAAGCUCAGCCACUUCCGUCUCUACUGGCACGACGUUCUAAGUGGAAAAGACCCAACCUCCAUGCAAAUCGUUCCCCCUGUUUCGAACACUUCAAUGACUAGAUUCGGUGCGGUCCAAAUGAUCGACAACCCAUUAACGGAAACUGCAGAUAUCAAGUCCAAACUAUGGGGAAGAGCAGAGGGAUUGUAUGCAUCGGCUUCACAAGACGGAUCUGGGUUGUUAAUGGCGAUGAACUUCGCGUUUGUGAGUGGGAAGUACAAUGGAAGCUCCAUCACAAUAUUUGGAAGGAACCCAUUUUUGGAGAAAGUGAGAGAGAUGCCUGUGAUCGGUGGAAGUGGGUUGUUCAGAUUUGCGAGAGGGUAUGCGAAAGCUUCAACCGUUAAUAUUGAUUUCACAACAGGGGAUGCUGUCAUUGAAUAUAACAUUUACGUGCUUCAUUAUUGAAUUCUGCUCUUCUUUUUCUCUUUGUUGAAUUUUGAAUUUUGAAUAUUUGUUUUCAAUGUUAUAUUAUCUUUCAUUGUAUUUGAGUUCAUCUAUGUGUCGUGAAAAGGAUUAGAUAAAUUAACAAUGUUGUUUAUUACAAUGAUCUAUUCAACAAA
Molecule: messenger RNA, 874 nt
Organism: Cucumis sativus (cucumber)
Lineage: Eukaryota; Viridiplantae; Streptophyta; Magnoliopsida; Cucurbitales; Cucurbitaceae
Product: dirigent protein 7
Exons: 1
Coding region: 132-719 (195 amino acids)
Source: RefSeq, a predicted model, not a curated record